Messenger RNA from Diaporthe batatas, 2580 nucleotides. RefSeq lists its product as uncharacterized. The transcript has a single exon. Lineage: Eukaryota; Fungi; Ascomycota; Sordariomycetes; Diaporthales; Diaporthaceae. Gene Ontology annotation, biological process: ribosomal small subunit biogenesis. Bases 1 to 2580 code for a protein of 859 amino acids. Gene Ontology annotation, molecular function: RNA binding; protein binding. The record is from RefSeq and is a predicted model, not a curated record. Gene Ontology annotation, cellular component: nucleolus.
AUGCCUCCCUCGAAGAAAAGGCGCGAACUUCUCCGGCCGUCCCUUCCCGCAGGCCUACUAAAAGAGUUGGGCAGCAGCGCGCCAACCUCAUCGGCCUCGCGCAGGCCAUCUCAGGCCCAGACACGAAAGGACAGGCGGAAGGAAGACAGGUCCCAGAAGCGACGGCGAGACACCAUCGCUCCACGGCGACGCACUUCAAAUGAGACUCUUUCCCGCGAGCAGUCAGCCGCGGGGAAAGUUUCCAAGCCCACCAAGCGCACACAGCCCACAACAGACGACGAUGAGUUUGGCGGCUUUUCUGGGGAAUCGGCGGACGAAUGGCCUGAUGAGUCGCCGGGUGAGUCUUCGGGUGAGGAGGAUUUGAGCAUGUCGACGCAUUCAGGGGCGACCGAGUCCAAGCUGGCCAAGCGCGAUGCAAAAGGCCCAGCUAUUGACAACAAGCUGGCCGAGGAUGACGCGGAGAUUGCAUUUCUCGAGAAGAAACUGGGAAUCAAGUCACGGAAGACCCUGCCAAAAUCGUUCCAGGAAGACGGCCUCGACGAGGUCCUCGGAGAGCUGGCUGAGCACGAGGACGAUGAGGCCCUGCUUGCAAAGAGGAAGAGAAAGGCGGAGGCGGAUGAAUGGCUGGCACAGAAGAGGAGGAAGGCCGCCCAACAAGCUUCGAAGGGAAGAGGCGAGGAGAGCGACGAGGACGAGUCCCUGGACGACCUUGAUCUUGGAAGCGACCUUGACGAUGAGGCUGACUUCGAUGAUGACGAGGACCCCCUCGGUUCGGAGCGCGAGAUGGAGGAGGCGCCGGUGCGGCAGCGCGAGAAUCCCUACGUGGCUCCAAUACCAGCAACCGCGGCCGCUCAGAAGUACGUUCCGCCGGCGCGACGUCAGGAGAGCGGCUCGGACGCAGAGCUGGUGUCGCGCAUCAGGAGGCAGGCACAGGGAUUCAUCAACCGGCUCACGGAUUCCAACUUGAUUGCGAUACUGGGCGAUAUUGAAAGGCUGUACCGGGAAAACCCACGGCAGCAUGUCACGACCGUACUGGCGGACCUCAUCCUGGUCCAGAUCUGCGAGCCUACCAGCUUGUCAGACACCCUGCUGAUCCUGUAUGGCGGUUUCGCAACCGCGGUCUACAAGGUCAUCGGCCCGGAUGUUGGAGCCCAGCUCAUCCAACAAACAGUCGAUAGAUUCCGCACGUACUAUGCCGAGGUCUCGAACAGUGCGUCGAGAGAGGUCUCAAAACAUACCUCCAACCUGAUCACGUUUCUGGCACAAACAUACAACUUCCAGCUCAUCCGGUGCAACCUGAUCUUUGACUACGUCCGGCUUCUGUUGGAGCACCUGUCCGAACUGAACGCAGAGCUUCUGUUGAGGAUAGUCCGCAUGGCAGGGCAGAACCUGCGGCGGGAUGACCCGCUGGCCCUCAAAGAUAUCGUCGCCCUGGUACGACAGGCUGUCAACAAGGUCGGGGAGGCCAACCUCUCCGUGCGGACCAAGUUCAUGAUCGAGAGCAUCAAUGACCUGAAAAACAACAGGGUCAAGACCGGGGCGAGCGGGUCGGCGGUGAUCCAAGACCACACGACGCGCAUGAAGAAGAUCCUCGGCUCGCUGAGCACAAGAAAGCUCAAGGCCACGGAGCCCCUGCGCAUCGGUCUCAAGGACAUGGAGGAAUCGGACACCCGAGGCAAAUGGUGGCUCGUCGGCGCGAGCUGGGCAGGCCGGGACGGCCCGCAAGAGAGGCUGGCCGAGAAGGAGCCAGCCGCGGAGGAUGGAGAUGAAGGCAGCUCUAGAGAAAAGGACAAGAAGACGGAGAAGGGCGGCGCAACUAGCAUACUCGACGAGGACGAGGUGCCGGACCUGGCGGCGCUUGCGAGGGAGCAGAACAUGAACACGGACGUGCGACGGGCGAUAUUCAUAGCCAUCGUGGGAGCAGUCGACUACGAGGACGCGUACAGGCGCGUGAAGGAGCUGCGGCUCACACAGAGCGGGCAGAGGAGGGAUGUGGCAUAUGUGGCGAUGCAUUGCGCGGGGAUAGAGGAAUCGUACAACCCGUACUACAGCUGGGUGGCGCGCAGGCUGUGUGAGGACAAGAGGAUCAGGUUCGCGUUCCAGGAUGGCCUCUGGAACCUGUUCCGACGGCUGGGCGAGUUGCUGUUCGGCGAGGUGGACGAGGUGAAGAUGGAUGACGAAGAGGACGAGGGCGAGGGCGAGGGGACGGGGCUGCGGCGGAUCUUCUGCCUGGGCAAGAUGUUCGGGUUCAUGGUGGCCCAUGGGACCCACGGGCUGGCCGUGCUCAAGUGCCUCAACCUGCUGCACCUGAAACCCAAGACGAGGGAUUUUGUCGAGGUGAUGCUCAUCACGCUGUUCCAGGAGCUCAAGGUGCUGGGUACCGAGCCCACGGCGAUAUUCGCGGCGGUGCCUGACAGGACGCUCUCCAAGGGGCUGGAAUGGUUCCUGAGGACCCGGGUGCGGAAGACGAAGCUGUUGACGAACAAGAAGGAGAAGAAAGUGGUCAAGCGGGGAUGUGACAAGGCCGUCGCAGCGCUUGCCAACGAAGAGCAAACAGCUGUGGAGAGCGGCUCACCCUAG